Molecule: messenger RNA, 3383 nt
Organism: Helianthus annuus (common sunflower)
Lineage: Eukaryota; Viridiplantae; Streptophyta; Magnoliopsida; Asterales; Asteraceae
Product: nuclear pore complex protein NUP1
Exons: 9
Coding region: 776-1957 (393 amino acids)
Biological process (GO): poly(A)+ mRNA export from nucleus; nuclear membrane organization
Cellular component (GO): nuclear envelope
Source: RefSeq, a predicted model, not a curated record
UGAAGGCAAAAAUCCUUUGCAAAAUUUUUCCAAAGAGACUUUUGGAAAAGUUGAAAAUAAGUUAAGCCAAACAUGCCCUCUCUCUACGCAAAUUCCUCCUCAAAGCUCUCCAAUGGCGACGGCGGGCGACGAACUCACAACCUACCAGAGCGGCGGAGACGGCGGAAAGCUCCGGAAGCGACCAAUUCGCCGUAGCUCUCAAACGACGCCGUACGAUCGGCCUCCUAUUGCAAUCAGGAACAAUAACAAUAACCCUAGCUUUUUUGCGAAACUUGUGGACCCUGCGUCUAGGCUUAUAUACGCCGGUGCUGAUAGGUUGUUUGGCGUGUUUCGUAAGCGGAUUCCUACGGUUCCUGCACAACGGCAGCUAGGGACUGUUGAAGAACCAAGGAAUGUGUCUCAGGAAGCAGUUCCAAAUUCUGCAUCAAAGAAUCUCACUGGAGUAGUUGAACCGAACACCAAUGAAGGUGGGAAUGAUAUCAGAUCUCGAGAAUAUGCUUAAACAAAAGACUUUUACUAGAUCCGAAAUUGAGCGUUUGAUAGCAUUGUUGCAUUCGAGAACGACAGAGUCAAAUGUUGUUGAAGGGGAUAAAGCAAAGCUUCCUAGUACAUCGUAUCAAGUUGUAAAACCUGAUGCAUUUGCAAGUGGCACAUUGAACAAACAUGUGGAAGAGAGGGAAAUCAGGAACUUAGAUGCUGCCAUUUUAACACCUGUUGUCAAUUCUAGAGCCUUUGAAGAUGAUGUUGCUUCACCGUUGAGCUGGCAAAGGCCUAUAUGGGGAGUAGGCCUACCAAACUAUCACUAUUACCCCUGAGACCACUCACUCAAACACCAAGACAGGAUUUAGCGUUGCUUAAUAACACAGCCACCUUCCCGAAAACACCUGCCACAUCACAUACACUAAAGACCACAGCUGCUAUUAAGACCUGCGAAAAUGGUUCAACCACCUUUAGAUCUCGAGGCAGAUCUGCUUUAUACGAUAUUCCACGCACACCGUAUUACAGAGGUCCUUCAACUUUAAGUCAAAAGGGUGUGGCUUCACCAUCUGUUUGGGAGCAUGAAGGGUCAGUCGGGUCAAGCAGAAUGGCUGCAAAACGUAGGAGUUCUGCACUCGAUGAUACUGGGUCUGGUGGUCCCAUGCAUAGAAUUAGACAGAAGGCCAAUCUACAAUCACAGCAAAGCUCGCUCUCUCGGGAUAAAAGUCAACUUGGUUCAACUCAAAAGCUGCUUUUACGUAACGAACCCGAGCCGAAUGCUUUUAAGGCAGUAGAGGAAACUGGGGAGAUCAGUAAGCGUAACCAAAGUUACGGUUCGGUUCCUACAGAGUCUAGUAAAAUGGCGUUAAAAAUAUUCGAACAACUCAAAAGAAUGAGUCCGAAGGAACAACCUUCAGGAUCCAAGCUAGCUGGGACUGGAACUACUGAGAACGUAGACUCGCUAAUAGGUUUGUCAAGCUCUCAAGAUAAGCAGAAAUCAGAGGGUAAAGGUAAACAUCACGUGUUGUUUUCGGAUGCUCGUGAGCCAACCUUUCAAAGCAAAGACACUGUUGAAGAAAAUGGUUCAAAAAAUAUUGUUUCCGUUGAUGGAAAUGUUAAAGUGCCAGUUGAAACAAAAGCUGGGUCUGCAACGAAACGAGCUUUUUCAAUGAGUGCUCAUGAGGAUACUCUGGAUCUAGAUGAUGACAACCAUUCUAACGGGCAUGCAAAUAUCUCAGUCGGUGUAAAUAAGAAGCUGGGGGCAUCUGUGUUAGCAAACAACGGCGUUUCUACUAAGUUUGCACUACCUGAGUCCAAAAAAGGUGCCAUAUCUCCUGGUAGUUCUGUUGUUAAUAACCAGAAGCUCGGUUUUUACGUACCUGCUUUGACUUCGUCGAGCAGUACUCAGUCAACAGUGCUUUCUCAACCAACCUCCGUAGUUGAUACAGUUGAAACCACUUGGCGCAACCAGCUUUAUUAAUUCAACCAUGAAUAAUGAUAAUGGCAACAGUCAGAAGCCGGAAAAUUUGUUUGGUAGUUCAGGAUCUUCGUCCUCUGCUAUCCCGACAACUGCAUCAGCAAAUGGUGUAUUUUCAUUUGGUGUCUCAACGAAUAAUUCCGCUAUUAUUAUUAACGGGACUUCUUCAAGUCCAUCAAUUUUUGCUUCUUCGUUUUCUUUUCAAUCUUUCGGAACCAACACAAACAAUGUUUCCAGUAGUAGCUCAUCCACUGUUCUUUCUUCUACCACCACUACUACAGCUGUUAGCAGUACUUUUGCGACAUCUGUGUCUGCAUCCGCAUUUAGUUUUGGGUCUGCAACUGCUUCAUCAACUACAUUGAGCAACGGUGGUAGCAUAUUUGGAUUCAGCUACAUUAACCGCCAACGGAUCUCAGGCAGGCUGCAUUUACUGCCGUUACACAGGCGGUCCCAUUCAAGUUUGGCUCAGGGACUAGCGAGACACCAUCAUCCGCUUCAGCGGGGUCUCUUUUUAGUUCUUCAGCUCCUAGUUUUGGUCUUACUUCUGUCGCCACCUCAUCUGGCGGCUCGACCAGUAGUUCCACCACCACCAUGUUCAGUUCUGGCUCCAGUGCAACACCAAGUUUUGGACUUAGCUCUACUGUCGCCUCAUCGGAGACCAAAUCUGGUGGCUCUGGUUUCGGUUCAACACUGAGUUUUGGAGUUAACUCUACUGUUGCUUCGUCAGAGACCAAAUCUGGAUCAUCUAACGCAGGUGCUUCAACGGGAUCAUCCUUGUUCUCAUUUUCUUCAAAACUGUCUUCUCCUGCUCCAGUCGGAAACUCGACUCCUGUUUUCGGAACUUCGCCCCCUAGUAACACUGAUCAAAUGAGCAUGGAAGACAGUAUGGCCGAUGACUCCAACCAAACACCAAGUCCAGCGCCUGCUUUCGGUCAAGCUUCCAGCGGCACACCACCGGGUUUCAUGUUUGGUUCCGUCACGCCGACAACGGUUCAGCCACCUGGUUUCUUGUUCGGUGCGCAGAUGCAACCACAAGCGCAAGCACCGUCUCAGAGUCCUUUUCCGGCAACACAGUUUAGUGCGGGAGGAAGGUUCUCGUUAGGUAGCGGUGGAGGGGACAAGUCUAAUAGAAGGGUUGUUAGAGUUAAAAGACAGACCAGGAGGAAAUGAUAAAACAUGGGAAGGGGUCGCUUGUUAUGGCUUGGUUUGACAUUCUACAACUUGUGUCAGGUAUUGUGGUAGUUAGAUUGUUCUUGUGUCUCAUUUUUGGAGGAAGUGUUUUGUAUGAGGUCCAUCGGUAUAACAUCUUAUUCUUUUUGUGUAUCCAUGUAAAAACAUACAAGGUAAAGACAUUGCAACUCUAGAGUCAUAAUGCUGAUAUAGCUUGUAUUUCUGUUUUUAUAAUAUAUGGAUGUUGUCUUUAGCUGAC